Linum trigynum is the source of this 5868-nucleotide messenger RNA. NCBI's taxonomy places the organism in Eukaryota, Viridiplantae, Streptophyta, Magnoliopsida, Malpighiales, Linaceae. The record is from the annotation of a GenBank genome assembly.
GCCAUAGUAAUAUGUGGAUUGAUGGCUGUGGUUUUGCUUUGUUGGUCUUUGCAAUUAAUCUUUUUUUGCCUUCAAUUGAGGUCAGCACCUACUGUGUGUUGCUUUUUGACCAUUAAACCUGCCCCUAUGUUGUAGGUAUGCCGCCACUGAAGAAGAAGAAGGCUGCUACUGACAAGGCAGUGCCGAUCCCGGAUUUUUACCGGGCGACAAGAUCAGGGAGGGUGCGACAAGAACCUGCUCGGUCCACCGAAUCUGUAAGCGGGGGGAGUAGACGUCCAGCUGGAGCCUCAGUGAAUGAGGAUACUCAACGCACAGACACUGUGCAUCCAGACGAACCCAAUGGCAAUGAUGAUUCCGAGGCAGAAGCAUCCAAUCAUGAGACCGGAGAAGGUAGUAAUCCAACUGGAUUGGAAGCACCUGUGGCUAAAAAGAGGGGACUGUCCAAAGGGUACGAGAUAAUGAAGAGAACCGGAACUGGAGGAAAGAUAGAUGGAAUCUACGUAAUGGAGAAUGGGCAGUCAUUCGUAGGGCCUAAUGAGAGCUUGUUGAAGACAGAGUUGGGCGUCGUUACACGCCUGAUGGCCCCGAUACGGAAGUACUACUGGUCCAAGUUGACUGAAGCAGACAAGCACCCAUUAUUCAAGAAGCUAGAGGAUGAAUUUGACAUAGACACGGCAGGAGCAGAUGCAAGGAAGAUUAUGGAGAAGAGAAUGAAGAAGCGGUUCAUCAAUUACAAGUAUGCGAUGCACGCUCACUACCUGAAAGACCCUCAGACAGCCAGGACAGACCCUCCAGUGGACAUGAACAUAGAGGAUUGGCAUAUGCUGUGUGAUCACUUUGAGAGUGAAAACUUUAUAAAGCGAAGCCAAAUAAAUAAAGCCAACAAGAGUAAGCAAGUGUAUGCACACACUUCUGGUGCAAAAUCGCUUGAUCAAAGAAUAUAUGAGUUGGAGAAGAAAAAGAAGCAAAAGCAGCAGGAGCAGCAGCCUACUCAAGAAGAGCGGGAAACUGAUAUGGAGGAUGCUGAUAGCGUAGAGGAGGAGCCAAUAGAUCUCCUAUUGUAUGCGAAGAGGUAUCAGCGGGCUGACGGUAGUUGGGUAUCGGAGGAACCGCAGAAGAACUAUUUGGAGAUGCAGUCCAUGUGGAUAGAGGCAAAGGCAGAGGGGAAGCCUAUAUCAGGCCGUGACAUUGUUGAGAAGGUCCUCAAGAAAAAGGUGAAGUAUGGACCGAAGGAGAACCCAAGAUCAGCAAAGGAGCUUCAACUCCAAGAAGAAUUGGAGGCAACAAGGGCUGAAGCGGAAAGAAAAGCCAAGGAGUUUGCUGAGAAGAUACAGAGUCAGGAGGAGCAGCUAAAAAGCCAGGCUGAGAAGAUACAACUUCAGGAAGACAAGUUAAAGAGCCAGGAGGAGAGCCCAGUCCUCCAAUUCUCGAAGCGCUUAAUCCCCAAACAAAUAUGGAUCACCAUCGCCCCGACCCGAUUCAUCGCCAACACCGCCACCCUCACCCGCACCGCCCGGAGCGACAUCCAUCUCCGCCCCAUCUACGAUGGCUACGACGAAGGCGGAAUCGCUUCUGCCGAGGACGGCCACUGUGACCCGUCUCUCGUGGCUUCAUUGAUUUCUGCGUAUGCCCACUGUGACCGCCUCAAUUUAGCUUAUAAAGUUGUUGACCAAGUCUUUAAUUGGACUGUGAAUCUAGUUGCUCUGAAUAAGACCCUUCACAGCUUCAUUAAAUUCAGAGAUUCAGAGUUGGCCAGAAAGGAGUUCGAUAAAAUGCCUGACCGAGAUGUGGUGACUUGGAACUCCAUGAUUGGAGGUUACGUUGAUAAUGGGCGUUUUGAGGAAGCCUUGAGGCUCUUCACAAUGAUGCUUACUUCAAAUGUUGUUCCGGACAAGUUCACUUUUGCAUCUGUUAUGCCUGGUUGUGCAAAGCUUGGUAGUUUUCCCUUGGCUCAGUGGCUGCAUCAGCUGAUGAUCAAUAUGAGAAUUGAAGUUAAUUACAUCCUGGUUGCAGCUAUGAUCGAUAUGUAUUCCAAAUGUGGUGGAAUAGAAGCUGCAAAAAGUAUAUUCCAGAGGGUUCAGCGGGAUGAUGUUUCGAUUUGGAACUCAAUGAUCAAUGGCUUAGCAAUACAUGGUUUCGCACGGGAUGCAAUUGCAGUGUUCUCAAAGAUGGUUUCCUGCCGGUGUCAUGGUAAUGGUAGAGGAAGCCUGGGCCGAUAUAUCGCUCCUGCAAUAUAUCUUUGGAAACAGGGGCAGAUCGCUUCUGUAGCCUGGGCCGAACUGGUUUCCUGCCAGUGUCAUCAUACUGGCAACAAAUUCUAGCAGUGGUGUUUGUUGUACAACGGAUGAGAGUCGCCGAGCGGAGGCGCCGAACGUUGGAGAUCAAGACGAAGAGAAGAAGGGAGAAGAGGGUAAUCGGAAGAGGACCCAACGAAGCCUUAAGUUGAUAUCAGUUCAUGGGAUGGGAGCCCUCAGUUGAUUGAGAAGGAAUUCCCAGCCGAGGUUAGAUUAGAAAUGGUUUUUAUUAUUUUUAUUAUUUUUUAAUAGUUGAGCUGGAAAUUAUAAUUUUUAAAUUUUUUGAUUGCCACGUCAUGCAUUUAACGGUCAACUAUAAGAGUUGACCGCCACAUCAGCAAAAGUUAACGGAGACUAACGGCCAGUGACCAAACUUGGACUGUUAAUCUAAUUUAAGUGACUAUAAAUGAAAUAAAUUAAUUUGAGUGGCAAACGUGAAAUUUUGUAGCAAUUCGAGUGACCAAACUUGCAAUUAAGCCUUACUUGCAGAUUGUUAUAUAAUAUAUAGUUUUCGAAGGAAGAAUGUCCAAAGCACAACUUCCUUGCUUGAGGGGCUUCCUGUUGCUUUAAGUUUUGCACACGCUCUUUGCUAAUCAAUUUCCACAUGAAUACAAGGUACACUACUAAUUUCAGGGUUCUAUUUACAUUUUGUUCGAGUGAUGCUAUGUGUUGUUCCUAGCCAUGUGCAUGUUUGUGUGUCUCUCAUUAGUUGAAUUCAAGUUAGAUAUCAGUUCCUCUGCCAUCUAUUUGAGCUCUGUAUCAUUUACUACUUAAACUCUUUCUUUCUUCCCCAAAUUUCCCUUGUCCACUUGGGAAAACGAAAUAAACUCCAUUUCCACCCAAUAACAUUUGAAUUAAUUAACAAGGUCACAAAAUAUAAACAUUAUUCUCAUGAUAAAUUCAUUCCGGUGAUUUCCCCCCCCCCCCCCCCCACUUUAGGUAUAUGCUGGAUUGCAGUUUAUGUUCAGCCUAAUGGACAAGAGUUGGAUGAACAAGUCUAGGGUUAGUCGUGAAUACAAAGAAGGGAUAGAAUACUUCCUUGAUUUUGCAUUCCAAAAUGCAUAUCCAGAAGGAAAAAUCUUGUGUCCAUGCAUUCGUUGUGCAAACGUUAAUUUUCAAACGCGUGAGAAUGCUCGAGUUCACCUCAUUUGUUAUGGAUUUUUACGAGGAUAUUCGUGUUGUAUUUUUCAUGGAGAGACAUCUAGAACUAGCAUACCUACCUUUUCUAGUUCACAACCUUGUCCUUCAUCUUCGUUUAUGACGAAUCAUGGACAAGAUCCUGCCCCCACUCAAUCGAGUCCGCGAAUUGGGGUUGACUUGAUUGGACUAAUUAGAGAUGCCUUCAUUGACGAAGGCCAAGUAAACAAUGAUCAUCCUUUCCAUGGAGAUUCUACCCAUGAAGAUGGGGAAAAUAUGGGGGAGAACCUUGAAAUGGAUGAUUUAGAUGAAGUUUUUGAGGAGGAUACCCCAGAAGUAGCACAAUUGAUUCAAGAUGUAGAAGAAGAACUCUAUUCUGGGUGCAAAUCAUUCUCAAAACUAUCUUUCUUAUUACAUUUAUAUCAUCUGAAAGUUCUCAAUGGGUGGACAGCAAAGUCUUUUCCAAAAUUGCUUGAGCUUUUACUAGAUGCCUUCCCGGAAGGAGUUUCUUUACCCAAGUCACAAGGUGCAGCUAAGAGGAUAGUUCAAGGGUUAGGUUUAGACUAUGAAAACAUAGAAGCAUGCGAAAGUGAUUGUACCUUGUACUGGGUACUAAUAAAGAUGCACUUUCUCGUGCGGUUUGCCAUAAAAAAAGAUAUUAUGUGAAUGGAAAACGUAGGAAAUAAACAAAAGUAUUACGCUAUUUUCCUCUAAUUCCAAGGCUGCAAAGGUUGUUCGCUUCGGAGAAGACAGCGAAGCACAUGCGGUGGCAUGAUGAAAGUAGUAGGAAAGAUGGGUUACUGCGACAUCCAGCCGAUGGCGAAGCAUGGAAGGCUUUUGAUUCUCGGUAUCCUAGUUUUGCCUCUGAUUCUCGCAAUAUUAGAUUAGCUCUUAGUAGUGAUGGCUUUAGUCCCAAUAGAACAAUGACUACCAACUAUAGUAUAUGGCCGGUGGUAUUGAUUCCUUACAAUCUGCCUCCGUGGAUGUAUUUGAAGCAAUCUUCUUUUAUCUUGUCAAUGAUCAUUCCUAGACCUAAGGGUCCUGGUCAAGACAUUGAUAUAUACUUACAACCUAUGAUUGCUAAUUUGUUGAAACUAUGGGAGGGUGUCACCACGUACGAUGCUUCCAUUAAAGAAACCUUUUGCAUGCGUGCUACCUUAAUGUGCGAUAAAUAAUUUUCCUGCCUAUGGAAUUAUAUCUAGAUACUGUACAUAUGGGGAAUUUGCUUUCCCAAUUUGUGGUGAAUCCACUUGUUCGAAGUGGUUGGAACAUGGAGGGAAGUUCUGUUAUAUGGAGCAUCGUCGGUGGUUACCAGAAGAUCAUCCUUUUCUCUCUCAAUGCUCUUAUUUUGAUGGCACAAAUGAGCAAAGAAAAGCCCCUAAACAACUCAGUGGAAGUGAAAUUUCAUGAAUGUUAGAAGGGAGACAAUUCUGUUAUGGGAAAAAGGAAGUGAAGAGAAAAAUGAGGAAGAUGAAGAGGAGGGAGGGUGAAGGUGAUUCGAGUUCCAUUGAUAAUUCGAGUGAGUGGGCAGAUUGGUUUAAAAAGAGAAGUAUAUUCUUUUAUCUGCCUUAUUGGGAAAAUAAUUUAUUGCGUCACAAUUUGGAUGUGAUGCAUAUAGAGAAGAACAUGUGUGAUUAUCUGAAAAGAUUCAGAAGGAGAGGACCAACAGUCCUAGCCGAUUUAUGGAACAUGGAUCCAAAUGAAAGAAUUGAUGUUGAGGUGAAUAAACACGGAGCUCCAUGUGGUCCUGAAUAAGGUUUAUUUGCAUUUUUCCUUGGAGUUGUAGCUAGAAAUGGACUGUUUACACCCUUGGAACUUAAUUGGAGAAAGGUUGAGUUGCGUCCUUAUAAAGCAAAGAUACUGGAUAUUGUUCACGUAUGUUUACACCUCUGAAUCUUUCCCUAGCUAUAUUGAUAUGUUUUACGGUCAAUUUUAUAGGUGUUGUGUGGUGGAUCUAUUGGCAUUGAGACAUUAGUAUUAAUUGCAUUAUUCUGAUUAGACCUUGUUUCUGAUUGGACCUUGUUUCUGAUUUUGACCAGGCAAAGUUCUGAUAUCCACCUACUACCAGCAAAUGGAUUCUCACAAACGUGAAUAGAGGGUGGAGUGACUACAAGACAAAACUCAAGAGUCUUUAUUAUGACCCUAACCUGUCUGUUGAAAAGUUCUUGCACAACCGAAGCCUGCAGGCGUUAUUGAUACUCAUUGGCAAACUUUGGUCAGCGUUGGUAUACUGAAGACUUUCAGGUAUGACCAAAUUUACUUUAUUCAGUUUUUUGUCGUUAUAUUUAUUUUAAUUUUAACAUCUUAAACUUAUGAAUGCAUUAUUAGUAGAGACUAAGUAAGAUAAACGCGGAAAAUGCUAGCAACAUGAAGACUCCACAUACAUGUGGGAGGAUGAGCUUUGCGAGGUGGAUGGCUAUAAAAGUAUGUGUUUUAC